AAUUUUUCCUAAUUUAAAGAUGAGUUAUUAGUUUUAAUAACAUAAUCGUUUAACUUUUAUUUUAAUUUAAUAAGUGAUAAGUUAGUUAAUCAUUAAAUAUAUAUACAUACAUGUUGUAAAUAUAUAUUUUAUAAUUAUGCUAAAUAUUUAUAUAUUUUAAUAUUAUACAACUAUAUUCUUAACUAAAGUAUUUAUACAUAACAAGCAUUAAAUAAUUAUUUUUAUCUUGAAAAUUACAAACAUUAUCACAGUGUAUAUAUAUAUAUAUAUAUAUAUAAAUAGUAAAUUAUCUGACAAGAUAAAAACUUAUUAAACUGUUAAAAAUUAAAGAAACAUGAAAACUAAAAUAAAAAUAUUAAAUAAUAAAACAAUGUGAUGUUAUUUGUAAAAAACAAUUCAGGGUUUGUGUCUUUCUAAAGUAAUUAUUUUCAACUUGAUUAUAGUGCAAUGGUGUGGAUAUAUUCACCGUACCUAGUUACUCGACAGCAUUGUGUCUAGGUUGCUGCAAAAAUAUGAUAGAAAGUGAUCUUUCUAGAAAACUAAGGAUUUCAAAGUUGAUUAAUGUUAUUUUAUAGUAUAAAAAUAUUCCAUUAACAAAUUUUUAUUAUAGUCAAUGAUAAGAUAUAAUAAUAGAACCAUUUAAUAUAAAUUAUUUGAUUAUCUACGUACAUUAACCAAUCUAAUAUAUAACAUCUACAAAAAAUUUGAUAGAAUAUCUUUUAUAAUAUAUAGAUGUUAAAUGAACGUUUAUCUAUUUUAUAAAAGGUAUUCUGUCAAAUUUUCUGUACAUAUUAGAUUGAUUAGUGUAAAUAAUUAAAUAUAUGUCAAAUAAACAAAUCGAAAAAAAAUUCAACUAAUUAUCCUCUAAUAUUAUACUUGAUAUAUAUUUAAUUAGACAAAAACUAAAGUUUAAGUUACUAAUUUAGUAUAUUAGUAAUAUGAAAUCCGUGCCAAAAAACAUUUUACUUUUUAUUUCCUUUAUGUCUACUUUUUAUUUUCCUUAUUUCUACUUUAAAGUUUCUUUCUUUUAAGUUUAAAAAUAAUUAUAUUUUUCUUUAUAAGUGUUACAAGUGUUAGAACUAUUUGGCAUAUAAAUCAAUUUGUGACUCAUAUAAAAGCAAAAAAAAACAUAGCAUAUAACAAAUGGAAGAAACAUGUAGCUUGUGAUUAUGUAAAAGCUGGCGACUAAAUGCUAGCUGCUUAUCCAAGUAACAUAACAUAAUCUUUUCAAACCAGAUAUUUUUUGAAUGUGACAUAUAUAUAUAUCACAACUCAAUUUUUUUUUUAAUUUUUUUUUCAUAAUAAUAAGAUGCAUGUGUUAAGAUGAUUAAUAUAGUGUAAUAAAAUUUAAUGCUAUUCUUACAUUAUUACCAAUCAAAAAAAUUCAAUCAGUUUUUAAUCAACAAAUUUCAUUAGAAAUCAUUAUAAAUUUCAAAUAUAUACAAAACUUACUUAUUAUUUUCAUUAUAGAGGUAUAUUAUACUAACGAACAUAAUAGUAUAUAUUGUUCUAUUGUUUUAAAAUAUAUACUCUCAUCAGUAUUUUGCAUCAGAGAUUGAAUUUAAAUUUACCGAACUUGACAAUGAAAAUGCUGGAAUAGAUUUGAAGAUAUAUUACGCUUUUUUUAUUUGUUUGAUUUGGUUAAAUGUUUUGACGAGUAGCUGAAGGAUGUACCCCUCUAACUUCUUUUCUUUUUUACCAUUGAUCAGGCUGGAACAAAAGCCUUGGAGGGGGUUAGUGUAGUGACUACUAAAUUAAACACCACUAAGCCGGUGAAACUAAAUAACAAAGAAAACAAAAAAAAGUUAAAAACAAGGGCUCUGAUCCAAGUUCAGUUGCAUAUAUUAAGACGACUGAUAGAACGAACGAACGAGUUUGCUUCUGCUCUUUCUUUGUAUAGAGGGUGAAACAUGUCAUUGAGAAUCCCAAGCCUCUUCAAUUUCACAGUCCACAAAUCCUCCGUUGGUUUGUCAAAGAGAGAUUUCCACAUGACCAAAACGUCAGACUCCAUUGCAUCUCUCGCAAACCCAUUCGCCUUUGAAACAGCCUUGGCACGCCUCAACUUCUUCUCUAUGUUCUUCAGCGCUUUGUCAAUACUAGUAGGCGUAAACUCUCGGCUUCCUUCUCUUACAAAGACGUCCAGAUCUCUGAUCCCCGCAUUAAUAUCCUCAAAAGACGCCAUGGCCAGUUUCCAAUGGACCGACGUGCCGCCGUCACGAAACACUCCUCCGUUCUUCGGUUUGAUAUGCUUCAAAUAGAAAUAGACGUAAUGAAAAACACGGAGAAGCCUCUCGAUCACAGGACUGUCGUGAUGCUGCCUCAUGUCCUUUUCAACCGCUAGCCAUAACCUUUCGCAGAACAACAACACGCUGCGGAUAUCAUCGCACACCAAGAACAUGGACUCGGCAGCGUAGAGCGAGAGCUCGACUCCGAGGCGCACAGCCUCCUCUGAGAGUCAAGGGCUUUCUAAAGAAACCAUGCGUCUGAUAUUUUGCGGUUUGUGAUGUGGGUAAUUAGGACACCAGUAUAUUAACAUCAUGGAUAUGAGGAACCUUAUCUCGUGUUUGGAACCGUCCGAGAAUAUCGUAAUAGUCUCCCUUUAGAAUUAUCUAUUUUAUAUUUAACCGGAUUCAACUAUAAUGCUUUUAGGUGUUAGCUUACGAUGAUUAUGGUGAAUUGGUGAUAAAUUAACUUUUUGAUUUUCUUAUAGUGAAAGUCGGCUACGUGCCUUUUUAUGGGUACAUUGUGGCCUCACACUUGUACACAUGUUAUAUAAACAAAGAAACAUGCGUAUAUAUGUGUGUUUGUCAACUGUCAGUUGUGUGUAAUAUAAAUUGUUACAAACAUAUAUAUGUGUGUGUAGGUGUAAUGUAUUGUUACAAACAUUUAAUGUGUGCAUGAGUGUAAUGUAUAGUUACAAAAAAUAUAUAAUUCUAAAAUUUAUCAUGUUUCUUUUCUUUGAUUAGAAUUCAAAAUCCCAUCUCUAAGAUACCAAUUACCAAAACUAAAAACAAGCCAAUAGAGGUUUUUCAACAUGAGUUUCUAAAAAUACAUCAGAUACUUUCGGUUGGUUUACUUAUAACAAAAUCAUGCUAUUAGGGCAUGAGCAUUGGUUAAUAAUUUUUGAGUUUCUCAAACUUUUUUUUUUUUGAAACUGGUUUUCUCAAACAGUAAAAUAAAGAAAAAAUAGAAAAAAUAAACGAAAAGUAAGAGAUACAAUGUUCAGCUUUUCCCAAAAGUACUCUCGUUUCUCCUCAAGAGCUUUUAAUGUCAUUUGUCAUUUUUUCCUUGAUUACCAUUUUUCUAAUAUUAAACUUUUUUUUAAAGAGACUCAACAUUGUUCUCACCAAUGCUGAUGGCCUAAUGGAAGUUUUUAGAUACUCACAAUUAAAUACUAAUACUAAUAUGUAUUUUUAGAAACGUAUGUUGAGAAAUCCCCAUUGGAUUACUCUAAUCAUUCUUUGAAGUAUACAAUAAUUAGUGUAUCCAUCCUGGUCCAUUGUUGACCCACCUCAAUGGUCAGUUUAGGGUUAAAGUAUGGACGCCAGACUUUGAUGAUGGUGAAAUAAUCAAAUCUUAGUAUAGCAAACUACAAAGUCGUAGCUUCUCGUACCCAAGCUAAAAAAUAUAGUUGUGUAUAAGUACACGCCUUAAUAGAGUGUACAUGAUAUCAAUCAUAAUAUUUGAAUUUGGUUGAGAUGAUGAGAAAGAAUAUACGCACAAAAAAGAAACUCAUUUCCCAUGCCAAUAUCAGCUUUUAAACAAGUAAAAUAGCAAGAGCAUCUCCAACAAAUAACUUCAUUUUGAAAGUGAAGAGUUUUCAGAAUUAGUGUUUCAGGGUGAGAUGCUUCAACAAAGAAUUUUAAAUUUAUCUUUAACCUUUUCUAUAUAUUAACAUUUUAAUCCCCAAUCUUCAUAAUAAUUAAUUAUAAACACUUAAAUUGAUAAAUAAAUAAUAAAUACACAAUAAAAAUGCAAAUCAUUAUGUUUAUAACUUAUAUAUAGAUAUUUUGAUUUCACCAAUUUUAUUAAUAAAUAAAUCUCUUAAAAUGUAUAUUAAAGAAAAUAGUUGUGAAUUGGUUAAACUACAUAUACAUAAUAUUUAAGAUAAUUUAAUUUAAAUUUAACAUAUUUAUAUAUUUUAUAUACAAACAAUAGCAUAUAUGUAAAAAUAUAUUUGAAUAUUUGGUCGAAAUAUAUUAUAAAGAUUAAAGUGUUACAAAAAUUAAUAAUAAUAUAAUUAAAUGUAAGUUAUAUAUUUAAAUGGCUAAAAUAGAAAAGUAAAUAAUGUUUUAAAGGACUGAAUAGUAGAAUCUCAAAUUUCUAAGAAUUUUGGAGUCUGUUAGAAAACAAAAAAACUGCAAAAUUCGAGGGUUGGAGGGUUAAACUAGCUCUUUAUGUUUUCUGAUACCUUCAGAAACCCAACAAAAGUACAAAACCUACGAGUAACAUUAUUUUAUUGAGAGGGGAACUCUCACAUCACAUGAUAGGCAGUAAAUAACAUUAUCACACAUAUAUGCUUCUAUAAUAUUCAUGUAAAAUGUCUAUAAAUAGACACACAAAUCGGCCAUACCUCCUCGCACACUCAUAAUCACUUCGGUCGACCGCUUUCUUCCUGUCGCCUUCCUCAAAUAUAUAAAACACAUCAUAAGAAUGAUGCAGUACCAAGAACUUGCUCUUCAAAGAAGCUUCAGCUUCAACUCAAGCAAGAUCAAUCCGGCCAACUCUCCCGCACGUGGCUUACACGCCCGUUCUCCUUCCUCGACCACUUUGAUCCCAACCAUCCCUCACCACGAACUCUUCCUCGUACCUUGCCGUAAUUGCUCCUCCUCAUCCUCCUCCCACCGACCAGUCUCCUCCUCUUCCUCCUCUAACAAAACCGUGAAAGUCACCGUGAAGCUCCCUUCCUUCUUACGUUCUCUCAUGAACCUCAUUAACCUCCCCACAUGCAACGUCCUCUCGCUUCCUUCUCCUCCAUCUUCUACCUCCAGCGUCUCUAACCAGCUGAUCUCGCUCGUCAGAGGUGGAUCCUCUUCCCUAGGGAGAAGAGUCACCGGAACGUUGUACGGGCACAGGAGAGGCCACGUCACGUUCUCGGUCCAGUACGGUCCGAGAUCAGACCCGGCGUUGCUCUUGGACCUAGCCAUGUCGACGGCAACUCUCGUCAAAGAGAUGGCGUCAGGGCUAGUCAGGAUCGCGUUGGAGUGCGAGAAACGUCACCGUUCCGGGACCAAGCUUUUCCAGGAGCCUAAGUGGACGAUGUAUUGCAACGGGAGGAAGUGUGGUGCGGCCGUUUCGCGUGGCGGCGCGUGUACCGAGUCGGACUGGCGCGUGUUGAACACUGUGUCUAGGGUUACGGUUGGAGCUGGAGUAAUUCCGACGGCGAAGAGUAUUGAUGACGUGUCCGGUGAUGGUGGUUUCGGUGGUGGAACGGAGCUUGGGGAGUUGUUGUAUAUGAGAGGUAGGUUUGAACGAGUCGUGGGGAGUCGUGACUCGGAGGCUUUCUACAUGAUGAACCCGGACAAAAACGGAGGUCCAGAACUCAGUAUUUUUCUUCUUAGAAUAUGAAUAUGUCUUAAUUGACGUAUUAUUUUAUACUUUGGAUCAAUUAUUGUUGUGUCGUGAAAUAUAUGUAAACGAUAGUGAGAAGGCCUAGGAGGUACGUACGCUAGGUUUUUUCUAAUUGUUUAUUAUGUGGUGUUUUUGGGGUGUUCUUUUGGCAGCAAGUUUUGUAUUUUUGUUACGUGUAAUAAUAAGUACGUGGUUGAUUAAGUGCAAGGCAUGAAGAUCCCCACAUGGUCCGUCGUGAUUAAUGCCAAGAUUAAGAUUUUUGUUGUCUUUUACGUAAAACACAGCGAGGUUUAAAUUAUAUAAGAAGUGGGGUUGCUCUUCUCAGUUGUAACGUGUAACUAGGGAUGUCAAUUGGACGGACUGGGUGGAUUUGGGCGUGUCCAGAUGGGCUUAUUUUUUUUCUGGGCGUUUUUGGUCGAGCCUAAAUAGCACCAUAUCCAAAUAGGACCAUGUCUACAUAGGACCAUGACCAGAUGGACUGUCCAUGGAAUCCAAAUGUCCAUUUAAUGUAAAAUAUCUAAUUUACAAACUUAAAAAAUGAACAUACUAGAAAUAUCAUAUAUAUAUAUAUAACAUCUUAAAUUUACUUAAAUUUCAUGUUUUACAAAACAUACUUAAACUUAAAUUUCAUGUUUCACAAAAGAUAUUUAAAGUUUUAAGCUUAGACUUAAAAUCCAUAUUUUACAAAAGCCAAAAGGUACUUAAAUUAAGAGUUAGUGUAUUUAUUAUGAGAGACGGAGAGGAGAGUCUAGAUGGAGAGACACAUCUCGAGAGAUGAAGAGACGAGGCGGAGAGACACUGAUCGAGAGAUGGAGAGACGAGACGGAGAGACACUGCUCGAGAGAUGGAGAGACGAGACGGAAAGGCAAGUCAAGACUCGAGAGACAAUUGUGAAUUUGUGAUUUCAGAUUUUUUUUCCCCAAAUACUAACCCUAGAUAUUUUUAAAAUAUGGACGUAUUUGGGCGGCCUAUGUUCAUUUGGUUUUGUCCAUUGGACUUUGGACGUAUCUGGGCAUAGUCCAUUUGGACAGAAAAUAUUUCGGGCAGAUUUGGGCGUGACCAUAUUAGUCCAUAUCGAUUUGGACAUGGGCCGCCCAUGGACAAUGUGCCCAAUUGACAUCCCUACGUGUAACAGUCAAUACGCAACCAAACACCUUUUAUGUUUUGAUUCAAGAUAUAGCACAUGUUUAAAAAGAAAAAAAUUGAAGCGCGGAUAUAACACAUUAGACCAUCAAAUUAACGAGUUACAACUUGCAGGCUGUAUAAAAAAAUAAACAUAAGUUUUCACUUUUAUAUGGAUGAAUAAAUUUAAAACAAAAUGUAAAUUAGAAAGAUAAAUUUAUAAACAUACGUACGAGAGUUUAGUUUGCUAACAUGAGUGCAUGUAAAAUGAACAUUAAAUGAAUAUUUCGGGUUCUAGAUUGAGUUUCGGUACACGGAUGUCAUAUAGAAAUAUACAUAUGAAAUAUAAAAACAACCGGAAAAUAGAGGAGUGGAUUACGAAAAAGUUGGUGGGAAAGAGCGUAAACCCCAUAGGGUUUGGCUAUUGGUCAUCAAAAUGUCAAAACUCUUCAACGUCAUCAAAGCCAAAAAAUAGCUUUUUGGAAAGUUUCCUUCAUUCAGUUUUAGGACCACAUCUUUUUGUCUUUGGUACACAUAUUUAUGAUUUUAUAUCAUUUAUGGGGCCACAUUUUGCCAAAAUCCCUUUUAGGAAAGUUUCCAGACUAGUUGAUGAUAUUUGUGUUGGAUCCACAAGUACAAUCAUCAUUCCCCAAGUGUAGCAUCUGUGAUUCAAACUGAUUCGGUAAUACUAUAACAACACUCUUCUAACCGGUUGAUAGCAAACCAUACUUGACUACAUACAAAAGAAUACAUCACUAGUGCUUCUGGUUUGUUUUUUUGGGUCUCAACAGAUGAUCAACUCCUAGUAGAUGUAUUUCUUACUAGUUAAUAGUUACAUGAUGUUUUGCUAAACAAGCUAGUUUUUUCUGUUUCAAAUUAGUAAAAAAAUAAGUAUUCUAAAUAUUAAGAACGUUGGCAAGAAUUAGUGGGCUACGUAUUAAUCAUGCACAUACCCUAUAUAUAUGAAUAUUAAAAUUGAUAAGUUAUUAACUGAUUUACGUGUACAUAUGGUCCAAUACGUAUACGCGUCAUAGCUAGAUUAGAUAAAGCAGAUCAUGUAGAGACAGAAAGGUAGAGGUUGCAGUUAUGAGUUUCCCAUAAAAAAGGAAGCAAUGGUCCAAAAAAAUUGUGAAGGAGAUGCAUGUGAUAGGCUGGUAGCUUUCUGAGUUAACUGCAAAACGUUCAACACCAUCCCGAAAAUGCAUGUGUUAACAAAACUAUUUCAGUAUGCAUGUGCUAACUUUUUAUAUUAAUAGCAGCUCAAUUUCCAAAAAAUACAUUUAACAUUAAUAUAUACAGUUCCAAAGUAGCUUCUCCACAGACCGAUUCGAAAGAUCUUUGCCAUAAUCGGGUUUGUCGUUCACUUUCUACUUUAUUUAACAACUACGCAUGCAUAUAUAACUUGUGUGCACCGAAACAAAAUCAAUUAAAAUGCUCAAACAAAUGAGAAACUAUAAAGUCUAGUAGACAAUUAGUAGUAAUAUCUUCCCAUCAUUUACUCGUACUUAAAUUUGGUAACUGACGGAAAAAAUAUCGUAAGGUAGUGUGGCUAGCUAUAACUAGUGCUAUCCAUCUUUAACUGAUGUAAUUAAACGAUACCUUAUCCGUACAUAUAAUACAAGUUAUUUCAUUAUUGAAUAUAGCUUGCAUAACCUGGUUACAGAUACAACACAUCAUGAACAUGAACAGUGAACACAUGCGCCACCUUAACGAUUUUAAAAUUGACGCUUUUUCUUUGGGCAGAUCUAAUCUGUGUCGUGUACACUUCUGUCUUCGUAUGAACCUCAUCUCUCUCUAUAUUCUUAUGAGAACGGAUCUCUACGCGACAUUUCUAUAAAUAUAUAUUUUUUCCAAUAAAAAAUAUAUUGUCUAGUGAAAAGUUAAAGUAAUUAGCAUACAAAAGAAUAUUAAACUAAAAUUUAUAUAUAUAACAAAUUUUGAAAAGAAAAUUACAGCAACGGUUUCUAAUAUUGUUUCAUUUGAUUGUUAAAGGAAUUAAAACAAAAAAAAAUUAAUGAUUUAAACAAGGCGAUGUAAUUUUACAUCUGUCAAAAUACUAAUUUUUGAUAAAUAUUAAUUUGUUAAAAAGAAAAUUAUACUCUCUCCGUUUCAAAAAAAUACAUGUUAUAGAAAAAAAAUUUGUUUCACAAAAAUGUAUUUUUUAUAUUUUCUAAAUUAGGAAAGUAAUAAUGAUACGAUAUGAAAGAAUUGGAUGAUAUUUGUGACAUGAUAUAUUUUAUAUGAAAGUAUAAUUUAUUAAAAUAGACAAACAAUAUUUUAUAAAUAAAUAUUAUAUAGAAAAACAGCGAAGUAUAAAAAUUUCACUUCGUGAUAAAAAAAAAUUGACAGCAUUUCGUGAUAGUCAAACGAUUAUAAAUUAAAUAUUUAAAUAUUCAUAUAAAAAUCACAUGUCACAUAAAGGAAUUAUGAAUCCUAUAACAGUUAGGAAAACAAAAAAAAAAAAAAACUAAAUUACUAAAAGAACAGUUUGCUAUGUGCACUGCACACCAUUGUUAUUUGCCUAUGUUAUGUGAUCGUACUGUUUGGCCUAAUUGGUAAAUACGUUUUAUGAAAACUGUUAUUUUUUUUUCUUUUUGACGUCGAUGAAAACAAUUCCUACAAAUAUUUUUCUUUUCUAUCUUAUAUCGUGAAGGAUAAAUAUGUUACUAUGCAGUACGAUAUCUGACAAACGGCAGGCAUUAUAAUAUUGUGGAGCAAUGCGCUUUUUUGGCUGGCAAAUCUGAGUUCUACAUUGUUUAUGAUUAAUUAAUCAAUGUUUAUAGGGCUCCACUUAUAUAAUUAAAUAAUUAAUGAGUGUUAAUACUAAAUAUAAAAAACAGAAAAAUACAAUUAAAAAACAGAAAGAUUUACAUUAAUUUAUUUUGAAUUUGGAUAUUUUAACAUGGAUUACUUCUUGAUAAAAUAGUGAAACUACUGUAACAUGUAUAUCUAGUGGUUAUAUAGUGGAUCCAACAUAAAAGAGAAAUCACUUCGGACAAAAGAUGGUAAAUCAUGAUUUUCGGGUAAUCUAACCUAUACUAAAAGGGUUAUAUGAGCAUCAGAGAGUGUGUCCACGUAGGACAAUUAAAUCAUCCAAUCAGGAGGCUUCUCUACGACACGUCAUACACGCGAUGACCAAAGGCGAUUCUCGGCCCCUUUUCUUUUCGUCUUCUCCGCCGAUCUUCGUUUCAAUCCCCUCUCCAUUUUUAAACACGAUCUAAUCUCAUUAAUGGAGUCUUUUGGCUUUCUCAAUCUGAGAUUCUAUAUAUAUAGAUCUCGCACUCCAUCUCCUCUCUUCACCAAAUCUUAUUCCCUCCUCACGAUUAUACUAUACCCUCGGUGAUGAUGUUAUCCGAUGUUUCCGAGUUAGUGAAAACGAGCUGUGACGCUACGGUUCCCCGUUCCAGUCAAACCCGUCAAUCAAACCAGUGUCUCUUCCGACGAUGACAAAGCCGGCGAUGUCAUUUCCGUGAAAUCAGCAGGUCUCUCUGCAGCCUCCUCCGGUCCGAGCAAGUCAAUCGGCAAAACCGGUGUUUCUGCCGGCCUGGGCAUCGGCGCUAAGGACAAAUCCUCUGUCUCUUCCCGCGAGGAUUUCUUGUGAAGAUCUCUGUUAAUAACAAGCUUUAUCGGCCGGAGACGCUGCUUCUAUCUUUGAGGUCAUAUGAUGUUGUUAAGGCCCGAAUUUUCUUUCUUAUCUGGCUAUUUUCGAAUUCCGAUAAUCUGAUUGAGCUUUGUUUUGUUUUUUUUUCGUCAUAACAAGUUUGGAUCAGACAAGGUCAUAAUUGAUGGGCUACAGAUCUUCAACAUGGUCUGAUUCAUAUUUUUUUUUAGAUUCAACAUCUAAUAGCUCUAUCUCCCCACUUCCCCUAAUUCUAUUGUACGUGUAUAUUUUCUUUAAUGGAAGUGUCCAUCUCUUGCCAUGGAUCACGUUUACGUGGUAUCUUCCCAUUUACACAAAUAACCAUUCCACAAGAAUUUUUUAAUCUUUCCACCGAUUGCUGUAACAUCCCACAAAUUGAUUACUAUGAAAUAUGAGGAUUCAAUGCAUCUAUCACGGACUAUACUGCAGGGAGCAAUGGUUUGUGUAGGAGACAAGAAAAUGAGGCUGGAUUCUUCUUCCAUCUAAUCAGGAGCCAAAAGGCGAGCUCCAGAGGAUGGAAAAUCUAAUUAUUUGGGGCUGUUCUUGGCUGAAAUAACUUGGGCAGGAUUCCUUCGGACGUGCGGUCGGCAUGAGUAAGUUUAACUUUGUCUCAUUUGUUUGUUAGGAUUGCAGAGCCUGGUUUGUUAAUCCUCGCUCCUUUAUUACCUAAGUUUCUGCUCUAUUGAACAUAAUUACAUUUUUUUUUUCUGGACAUUGAGAGCUCAUGAAGAAGUCAAGUUUAAGAUCAAUGGUUUAGUUGAGACUGCACCAAAAGUUCCUGAAAAAGUGUAGAAUAUCCACUACGGUACUCCUUGGCCCGGUAAUAAUGUCUUCCUUGGAAACAAAGGUCUUAACGAUGUAGAAAACUACGAGCUGCCUAGGCUGGUUUAUGUUCUCGUGAGGAGAGUGCCCAGGUCUGACAUAAAUUUAUUGUAUUCAGUUGAAGAUACGACUCUCUGGGGUUCUAUCAAAUAGUCUUUAUCUUCUGAAUGAAUGUAGAGUGUGGUUACUACAUUAACAAUACCAAAGCUCUUAGAUCAGCAAUAUGUUUCCCCAAGAAUCCGUAGUCGGGAAAAAGAUUUGUUAUGUUCAAUUCCCUCAACAAGAAUUAUUAUUUGCAGCAGAUGAAAACAAGGUUUUCAUGACUA
This is a messenger RNA of Brassica rapa (field mustard), 11481 nucleotides long. Its product is annotated as protein MIZU-KUSSEI 1-like. The record is from RefSeq and is a predicted model, not a curated record. Gene Ontology annotation, biological process: hydrotropism. NCBI's taxonomy places the organism in Eukaryota, Viridiplantae, Streptophyta, Magnoliopsida, Brassicales, Brassicaceae.